Messenger RNA from Ophidiomyces ophidiicola, 1482 nucleotides. RefSeq names its product Glutathione reductase (gene GLR1). The record is from RefSeq and is a predicted model, not a curated record. Gene Ontology annotation, molecular function: glutathione-disulfide reductase (NADPH) activity; flavin adenine dinucleotide binding; NADP binding. Gene Ontology annotation, biological process: cellular response to oxidative stress; glutathione metabolic process; cell redox homeostasis. The transcript is spliced from 4 exons. The coding region runs from base 1 to 1482 and encodes 493 amino acids. Gene Ontology annotation, cellular component: cytosol; mitochondrion. NCBI's taxonomy places the organism in Eukaryota, Fungi, Ascomycota, Eurotiomycetes, Onygenales, Onygenaceae.
AUGGCGCCCGUUGAUCUUAAUAAUAGUAAUGUGCAGGUGGAGAAGUACGACUACAUCGUCAUCGGCGGUGGCAGCGGCGGCAGCGGAGCGGCGCGACGAGCGGCCGGCUGGUACAAGGCGAAGACGCUGAUCAUCGAGAACGGCCGGUCGGGCGGCUGCUGCGUGAAUGUCGGGUGCGUGCCGAAGAAGAUGACGUGGAACUUCUCGUCGAUCGCGGAGACGCUGCGCGACGGCGUGCACUACGGCUACGACAUCCCCGCGGACGUGCCGCGCGACUACGGCUUCUUCAAGCGCAAGCGCGACGCCGUCAUCGAGCGCCUGAAUGGCAUCUACGAGCGUAAUUGGAACCGCGAGGGCAUCGACCUGGUGCACGGCACGGCCACGUUCGUGGGGCCAAAGGAGCUGGAGGUGACGCUGCAGGACGGUGAGGGCAGCAGCAGCAGCAGCACCAGCAGCAGCAAGGCGGCGCGCCGUCGCUUCACGGCGCCGCACAUCCUGAUCGCGACCGGCGGGUACCCGAUCGUGCCGAAGACGCCGGGCGCCGAGCACGGCAUCACCAGCGACGAGUUCUUCGCGCUGGACGCGCUGCCGCGCAAGGUGGCGGUGGUGGGCUCGGGGUACAUCGGCGUGGAGCUGGCGGGCGUGAUGCACGCGGCCGGCGUGGAAACGCAUCUGUUCUGCCGCCAUGCGACGUUCCUGCGCAAGUUCGACCCGAUGAUCCAGCACACCAUGACCAAGCGCUACGAGGACGCGGGCAUGAAGAUCCACAAGAACUUCGCCGGCGUGCGUGAGGUGCAGCUGCUGCGCGAGGGCAAGGACGGCGCUGAGAAGCUGCUCCGCCUCGUGAUGAAUGAUGGCAGCGAGAUGGAGGUGAAUGAGCUGCUGUGGGCCAUUGGCCGCGCGCCCGCGGUCGAUAACCUGGGCCUGAAGGAUAUUGGCGUGCAGCAAGUCGCCGGCGGGCAUAUUGUGGUCGAUGAGUUCCAGAAUACCUCGGUCGAGGGCAUCUACGCGCUCGGCGAUGUCACUGGAAGGGCUGAACUGACGCCUGUUGCUAUUGCAGCCGGGCGGCAGCUCGGAAACCGCCUGUUCGGCCCUCCGGAGCUCAAGUCGUCCAAGCUGUGCUACGACAACAUCCCCACGGUCGUGUUCGCGCACCCCGAAGUGGGCUCAAUCGGGCUGACGGAGCCCGAGGCCGAGAAGGAGUACGGCAAGGACAAUUUGAAGAUCUACCACACCAAGUUCACGGCGAUGUUCUACGACAUGAUGCCGCCGGAGGAGAAGGCGCACAACCCGACGGAGAUGAAGCUGAUCUGCGCGGGGCCGGAGGAGAAGGUGGUUGGCCUGCAUAUCCUAGGCCUGGGCGUCGGCGAGAUGCUGCAAGGCUUUGGGGUCGCGGUGAAGAUGGGCGCGACCAAGAAGGAUUUUGACAGCUGUGUCGCGAUACAUCCUACGUCUGCGGAGGAAUUGGUUACGUUGAGAUGA